Gamsiella multidivaricata is the source of this 973-nucleotide messenger RNA. Its product is annotated as signal transduction histidine kinase. The record is from RefSeq and is a predicted model, not a curated record. Bases 201 to 683 code for a protein of 160 amino acids. Gene Ontology annotation, cellular component: cytoplasm; nucleus. Gene Ontology annotation, molecular function: histidine phosphotransfer kinase activity; protein histidine kinase binding. NCBI's taxonomy places the organism in Eukaryota, Fungi, Mortierellomycota, Mortierellomycetes, Mortierellales, Mortierellaceae. The transcript is spliced from 3 exons. Gene Ontology annotation, biological process: phosphorelay signal transduction system; phosphorylation.
CCAAUUUUCCCGCUCCCUUUCCUUCCGUCCAUUCCCCUCCUCUUCUUUUCCUUCCUUCGGUCUCGCUCUUCCUUUUCUUCUUAGGCUCACUUUCAAGCACCACCUUCGCUUCCCUCACACGCCACCGACACACCCUCCGCUCCAUCCACCACAUCCCAUUCAUAUCAUAUCCAUUGCUCCAUCAUACUGAGUCAGCCAUCAUGACUACCGUCGCCGCACACCCAGAACCUGCUCCUGUAGAGGUCAAGGACGAGGUUGAGGUCGAGACAGAUCCUGAGGACGACUUUGAGGACGAUGAAAUCAUUGAUCAUGCUACAUUUGACCAGCUACUGGAAAUGGAUGACGAAGAAGACCACGAGUUCUCAAGGUCCCUUGUCUGGAACUACUUUGAGCAGGCCGAACAGACUUUUAAGGAGCUUGACGAUGCCAUGACACGGUUGGACUUUCCGGACCUGUCAAGACUGGGCCACUUUCUGAAGGGAUCCUCGGCAGCAUUGGGACUGAUCAGAAUCAGGGCGUCGUGUGAACGACUGCAGCACUAUGGAAACUGCAAGGAUGCAGAUGGGGUCACGACGAUUACGAACGAGGAGGCUAGGGAGCUGAUUAAGGCACUACUAGUUCAGAUGCGGCAAGAGUACGAUGAGGCACAGAGCUACCUCACCGCAUUCUAUGAGGGACAAUAGUCUAUAGGAUCACGUAUCAUCAUUCUCCUAUAUACAUAUGUCCCGACUCUGUUUUUCAUUUUGUAUUCUUCAUACUGUCAAUAACAUGUGCCAUUUUAGUUUUCCUCAGAAUCUCGAACUCUUCGAUGAUGACCUAUCUCCGUGACAAUUACCACAUCCUCGGCGUGCGGGCGGGCGAGCGGCAUACUUGUAAUGGGUGGGUGUUAAUCUUGGGUGUGUUGGCUUCUUGGUGGAAGAAAAGAGGAAGGGCGUUGUGUUUUGUUUCGUUGUCCGCAUGGGGAAGACUAGCC